Molecule: messenger RNA, 1026 nt
Organism: Telopea speciosissima
Lineage: Eukaryota; Viridiplantae; Streptophyta; Magnoliopsida; Proteales; Proteaceae
Exons: 1
Coding region: 1-1026 (341 amino acids)
Molecular function (GO): nucleic acid binding; RNA-DNA hybrid ribonuclease activity
Source: RefSeq, a predicted model, not a curated record
AUGGUGAAUGUGGUCUGCCAGACCGAUGUCAUCAAAUACAUGCUCAUGCGCCCUAUUACUAGGGGAAGGAUUGGAAAGUGGACUCUCGCCCUGACCGAGUUCGCUCUCCAGUAUGUUUCCAAGAAAGCAGUCAAGGGACAGACGUUAGCAGAUUUUCUCACGGAUCACCCUCCUAUUGUGGCAAAAGGAGGUAUGGUGGAAGUACCCCUCGUCGGCCUGACACCUUGGAAGCUCUUCUUCGAUGGGUCCAAGAUGGAGCAGGCCACCGGGGCAGGAGUUGUGCUACGGUCACCAGAAGGAACGAAGACUCAAGUGGCCUUUCAACUCGAUUUCCCUUGUUCUAACAACCAGGCCGAGUACGAGGCCCUCAUACUUGGGAUGGGCCUACUUCUCGGCCUUAAGGCCGACACUGUGGAGAUCAUUGGAGACUCACAGUUGGUAAUUAAGCAGCUGGACGGAGAGUAUCAGUGUGAGAGCGAACAUUUGGUGGAAUAUUAUGCGCAGGCCAAGAAGCUAAUCGAGGGAUUCCAGGACAUGGCUGUUCGCCACAUCCCACGGUCGAGGAAUCAGGUUGCAAACGAUCUGUCUCAGGUAGCGUCCAGCAUCGGGCUACCAGAAGGCAGUUUGGAAAGGACCAUCGUCAUCAAGAGGCAGACACGGUCUUCUAUCCUAGAGGACAGUCAGUUGGAGGUCAAUCACGUCAAGGACACGCAGCCUGAUUGGCGAAUGCCAAUCACCCAGUAUUUGAGCAGCCCUAGACCAGAGUUUGAAAGAAGGAUCAGGAACAAAGCCACAGGAUACAUGCUGAUUGGAGGAGACCUCUAUAAAAAGGGGAAAGGUGGCUUAUUUCUCAAAUGCGUCAGCCUGAAUGAAGCAUCUUUGAUCAUGGCCGAAGUGCAUGAGGGCAUAUGUGGAGCGCACCAGACCGGUCCUAAGAUGAGAUGGUUGAUCCGGCGCCAUGGGUAUUAUUGGCCAACGGUGGCAGUGGAUUAUGUGAGACAUGCCAAGGGAUGUUGGGCAUGCUAG